AUGAAGUGUUCACUGUUUCUGUUAGCCCUCCUGGGAGUCGUGGCCCUGUGCCUUCUGGACAGCCCGGUAGAAGCCCAGAGACCGGGAAUGGGCUCGCCCCAGAAAGCUUCUCCGCGACGAGCUGCUCCAGCAGUCGAAGAAGAAGAGGAAGAAGAUGAUGGAAACAUGUUCGGUAGCAACCAGGACGAAGAAGAGGAAGCACCACCAUCAAGAUACGGUAAACCAAGCAAGAAUGGCCAGGGAUGGGCUUCGGGUGGAUCGCGUGACAAACAGGACGGAAAGCGAGGAGGCGAACGCGGACAAAUGGGAAGCCGAGGGGGUCGUGGUGGAAAGAUGGGAUCCCAGAACAACGAUUGGGAGGAUGAAGAAGAAGAGGAGCAGGGCUUCGGUGGAGGCAAAUUUGGAAAAGGCUCCUCCGGUGGUCGUGGAGAUAUGAUGAUGGGUGGUGGCCGUGGAGGUCGCGGAGGAAAGGGCGGUGAGGAAGCGAUGGGAGGAGGUCGUGGAGGCCGUGGAAAGGGCGAUGAAAUGAUGGGAGGAAUGGGUGGAAUGGGUGGAAGUCGAGGAGGCCGUGGAGGAAAAGGAGAUGAAAUGAUGGGAGGCAUGGGAGGAAUGGGAGGAGGUCGUGGUGGCCGUGGAGGAAAAGGUGGUGAAGAAAUGAUGGGAGGCAUGGGAGGUAUGGGCGGAAUGGGAGGAGGUCGUGGAGGCCGCGGAGGAAAAGGAGGUGAAGAAAUGAUGGGUGGAGGUGGUGGCGGUCGAGGAAAAUCCAGUGGCCGUCAAGAAGGCGGACGUGGCGGAAGUUCAGGACGUGGAAGUGGACGUUAA
This is a messenger RNA of Uranotaenia lowii, 822 nucleotides long. RefSeq lists its product as uncharacterized. Bases 1 to 822 code for a protein of 273 amino acids. The transcript has a single exon. Lineage: Eukaryota; Metazoa; Arthropoda; Insecta; Diptera; Culicidae. The record is from RefSeq and is a predicted model, not a curated record.